CAAAGCGUCUGCCUGGAAUUUCCAUUGCUUAUGAACGCACCAGUUUGCUCCGGAAAUGUUUCGUGUUAUUGUUGUUGUGAGCGAUUAGCAUGGGCAUCUACAUGUCAAAACGUUUCAAUAGAAGGUUGCUGUAGCUCUUUCCAUAAUGAACUUUGAGGGUCUCGACCCUGGGAUGGGUGAAUACCAAGCCAGCCUUCACGGGACUCUGGAGGCAGGCCUGGAGCCCACCUUGGACCCACACCUCAACCCAAACCUGCUGCAGGGUGUGGAGCUUGACCCGGAGGGGCUCACCGUGACAGUCCCCGAGCCUGUGCACCUGAUGGAGGGAGUGUUUUCUGAGCUCCAUAGCGUGGUCUCAGAAGUUGGCAUCCCAGUCACAGCAACCCACUUUGAUCUUCAGGAGGAGAUGCUCUGGAUGGGGAACCACAGAGGACAUGCUACCUCGUACUUCGGGCCUACAAUGGGCCGCCAUUCUUCUUUCCAAGUGCAUGCCACAGAUGACAUCCGACAUGUUCAGAGUCUAGAGACGGGAGUGUUGUUUCUUUCUAAGAGCAACCUCAAAUGCUACACUCGUGGAGGCCUUGUUAUGUUUGAUUACCCGAUGGAGGAAGGAGCUGAUAUGCAUAGUCUUCUCAUGACUGAUAACAACACUCUGCUCAUGGGAGGAUUACAGAACUACGUUGUGGAAGUUGACCUGAAUACGGUUCAAGAAACUCAGAAGUUUACAGUUGAGACACCCGGAGUGGCAAUAAUGCAUCAAACGAGCCGUUUCUUCUUCUGUGGGCACACCUCCGGCAAGGUUACCCUUCGUGAUCUUCGCACUUUUAAGACGGAAAACGAGUUUGAUGCGUUCUCCGGCAGCUUGUCAGACUUCGACGUUCAUGGAAACCUUCUGGCUGCUUGUGGUUUCUCCAGUCGGGGGCUGAAUGGUUUGGCGUGCGACCGUUUCUUGAUGGUGUACGACCUACGCAUGAUGCGAGCUGUUACUCCACUUCAGGUGCAUGUGGAUCCCCUCUUCCUGCGCUUCAUUCCCACCUACACAUCUCGCCUUGUGAUCAUCUCGCAGACAGGUCAGUGUCAGUUCUGUGAGCCCACUGGUCUUGCCAAUGUGGCAGACAUUUUCCACAUCAACACCGUGGGUCAGCUGCUCAUGAGCUUUGACGUUUCAUCGAGCAAACAAGCCUUGGCCUUUGGGGAUUCAGGGGGCUGUGUGCACCUGUGGUCUGAUGUCCCAGAGGUCUCUUUCAAUGACUACUCUCGGGAGACAGAUUUUCCUCUGCCCUGCCUUGUGGACACGUUGCCUCAGCUCGACUGGAACCACGACCUCCUGCCCCUCUCUCUCAUCCCAAUGACGCUGACAAGCACUGAACCUCUCCUGUCAGAUUGGCCUGCUGCCCUGUCUACCUCAAGUCCAAGACGAGCUCCUCCAGUGGACCCAGAAAUCCUGCGCACCAUGAAAACUGUCGGUUUCAUCGGCUAUGCACCGAAUCCUCGUACACGUCCUCGAAACCAGGUUCCCUAUAAAAUUAAAGAUGUGGAGCUCGAUUAUGAUAAUUACAACCAGGUUCCAGAGUCACCCAUUGGACGUGACGAAGAGCCUCACCUCUGCAUGGUGCCCAAGAAGUAUAGGAAGGUCACAAUUAAAUUCUCCAAACUUGGACUGGAGGACUUUGACUUCAAACAUUACAACAGAACUUUGUUUGCUGGCCUCGAGCCGCACAUCCCCAACGCCUACUGUAACUGUAUGAUUCAAGUCUUAUAUUUCGUGGAGCCAAUCAGGUGUCUGGUGCAGAAUCAUUUGUGUCAGAAGGAGUUUUGCUUGGCCUGUGAGCUGGGUUUCCUCUUCCAUAUGUUGGAUUUGUCACGAGGAGAUCCGUGUCAGGCCAGUAACUUCCUCCGAGCAUUUCGUACCAUCCCUGAAGCCUCGGCUCUGGGUCUGAUCCUCGCAGACUCGGAUGAGCAAACUGGGAAGGCCAAACUGGGCCGCUUGAUCCAGAGCUGGAAUCGCUUCAUCCUCACCCAACUUCAUCAGGAGACUCAGGAGCAGGAGGGUCCGCAGGCCUACAGGGGAGCCAGCAGCAGCUCUCUGGGUUCCUCUGCUGAGUCUGUGAUCGGAAAGCUGUUUGGCUGUGAAGUUGAGAACAGCAGUCUGUGCCGCUGUGGCAAGGAAACGGUGCGUUCCUCCCUCACCUUGCUCUUCACCAUGCAUUAUCCAGAGCAGAACUCUCAGGAUAAAACAAUAAAGGAGUAUGACUUUGCUGAGAUUCUGAAGAAAAGCAUUUGUUUGGAACAGAACACUCAAGCAUGGUGUGAAAACUGUGAGAAGUAUCAGCCUACAGUGCAAACCCGCAACAUAAGGUGUCUGCCGGACGUCCUGGUCAUAAACUGUGAGGUAAACAGCGCCAAGGAGGCUGAGUUCUGGAAGGUUCAGGCAGAGUAUGCGUACAAUAAGGCCAUGCAGAAAGAGGCAAUGGAUCCUGCAAAGCAUACUGAGCCACCACCCAUGCCUACAGAGUGGUGCUUAGACGAGGAGGAGAUCUGCACCACGGAGGGCUUCACCUUUGACACUCGGGCCGAGGAUCUCCGGCACGUCUGGAUCCCCACUACAAUCAAGAUGUCUAUCAGCAAAAGUCAGGGCCUGGAGAUGAGCAGCUGGUCCGAAGGAGACGAAAUAAGCGCUGCUGAAGAAGCAGAGGGGGUUUCCCUCUACGACCUUGUGGUCACAGUGCCCCACAUCCAGGACACUCGUACAGGCGGAAACCUGGUUGCACACAUCAAAGUGGGUGAGACGUACCAUCAAAGAAAAGAGGGAGUCACACACCAGCAGUGGUACCUCUUCAACGAUUUUCUAAUUGAACCCAUUGAUAAGACUGAAGCUGCGCAGUUUGAUGUCAGCUGGAAAGUUCCAGCCAUCCUCUAUUAUGCCAAGAGGAACUACCACUCCAAAUAUGAUCUCCGCAUUAAAAAUCCCAUAGAUGCCAGUGUACUGCUGACGGAGGCCUCGCUGGCUCGGAAGCAGAGGAAAAGUCACGCCACGUUCAUCCCCCUCAUGGUCAGUGAAAUGCCGCAGGCAGGGGACCUGGUGGGGCUUGACGCGGAGUUUGUAACACUCAACCAGGAAGAGGCAGAGCUGCGCAGUGACGGCACCAAGUCCACCAUUAAACCCAGUCAGAUGUCUGUAGCCAGGAUCACCUGUGUGAGGGGUCAGGGGUCCAACGAGGGGGUCCCCUUCAUCGACGAUUACAUCUCCACUCAGGAGCAGGUGGUCGACUAUUUGACACAGUAUUCCGGCAUCAAACCAGGAGAUCUGGAUGCGAAAAUCUCCUCGAAGCAUUUGACCACCCUGAAGUCCACGUACCUGAAGCUGCGCUUCCUCAUCGACACUGGGGUUCGCUUCGUCGGUCAUGGUUUACAGAAGGACUUUCGGGUGAUUAAUCUCCUGGUCCCAAAAGAUCAAGUCAUUGACACGGUCUACCUGUUCCAUUUGCCACGCAAGAGAAUGAUUUCUUUGAGAUUCCUCGCUUGGUAUUUUCUAGAUCUCAACAUUCAAGGGGAAACCCAUGACAGCAUAGAGGACGCACGCACCGCCCUGCAGCUGUACAGGAAGUACCUGGACCUCAGUCGAGGAGGUGGGAGCGACAAAGUAAGGAAGGUCCUGAAGGGACUCUAUGAAAAAGGCCGCCAGCUGGACUGGAAAGUCCCAGAUUCGGAUACUGGAGAUGGUCAAGGUGCUGCUGUGUUUCCCGCUGUGAUGGGGCUCUGAGCUGCUCUGUGACCUACAACCACACUGGAUGUGCUGACAUCGGUCCACUCAUUUUAUACUUAUUUGCAUUUCUUUGUGCAUUUUGUACAGCGGUAUUGGAGGUUUGUACAGUCCACCUUUAGCUGAAUCGGUGACCAAACAGUUUCACUCAUUUAAACAUUAUUUCAACAUAAAAGUUUAACGUUAAAUAAAUUGACUUUAUGUUAUACCUA
Molecule: messenger RNA, 3975 nt
Organism: Girardinichthys multiradiatus
Lineage: Eukaryota; Metazoa; Chordata; Actinopteri; Cyprinodontiformes; Goodeidae
Gene: pan2
Product: poly(A) specific ribonuclease subunit PAN2
Exons: 26
Coding region: 146-3763 (1205 amino acids)
Biological process (GO): nuclear-transcribed mRNA poly(A) tail shortening; mRNA processing
Cellular component (GO): PAN complex; P-body
Molecular function (GO): nucleic acid binding; protein binding; poly(A)-specific ribonuclease activity
Source: RefSeq, a predicted model, not a curated record